Alternaria atra is the source of this 201-nucleotide messenger RNA. RefSeq lists its product as uncharacterized. The record is from RefSeq and is a predicted model, not a curated record. The transcript has 4 exons. Bases 1 to 201 code for a protein of 66 amino acids. Lineage: Eukaryota; Fungi; Ascomycota; Dothideomycetes; Pleosporales; Pleosporaceae.
AUGAACAUCGCGAUCGAAUCAUGUACCAGCGACCGCACUGCCUUACAAAGACCUCUGCGACUCGUCAAAAUCGGGCCCUGGGGCGUCUUCCUAUACCUUGGUCCCUUGGCUUCGGUGGGCGUGUACAAACUAUGUACCAGCGACAGGUUUUGCAUUGUUCCCAUGUUGUUCCUAAACUUGGAUUGUGCUUGGCCAGAUUAA